Molecule: messenger RNA, 333 nt
Organism: Emericellopsis atlantica
Lineage: Eukaryota; Fungi; Ascomycota; Sordariomycetes; Hypocreales; Bionectriaceae
Exons: 2
Coding region: 1-333 (110 amino acids)
Biological process (GO): DNA-templated transcription; termination of RNA polymerase III transcription
Cellular component (GO): RNA polymerase III complex
Molecular function (GO): DNA-directed RNA polymerase activity; nucleic acid binding; zinc ion binding
Source: RefSeq, a predicted model, not a curated record
AUGCUCCUCUUCUGCCCCCACUGCGCAAACAUCCUCACCGUAUCCCUCACAAACGGAGGCACCAAUCGCCUCGAGUGCCGAACCUGUCCCUACGAGCACGCCAUUGUCGACACAGUAUACUCCCGACGCGAAUUCGAGCGCAAGGAGCGUGAAGAUGUCUUUGGCGGUCCCGGCGCGUGGGACAAUGCACAGAAGGGUCGCGUGCAAUGCCCCAACGAUGGUUGCGAUGGCGAUGAGGCGGCCUUCUUCCAGGUGCAAAUCCGCAGUGCAGACGAACCGAUGACGAGUUUCUAUAAGUGUAUGACGUGCGGACACCGAUGGAGAGAGAAUUGA